AACUGGCUUUCUCUCCUCACUGGACGUGACUGAAAGCUCAGAAACAAAGUGUUUAAUGCAUAAGAGAGAAUACUGAAGUAACACAGACCAUGGACACGGACGCGCCCAGUCCACGCGGAGUCCAUGUUGGUCACAUGACCAGCGGAGUCACCACUGUCGUAAAGAUAAAUAUUCAGGAUUGUGAGUUUUUUAAUAGCUUUGAAAAGUGUUUUUCCGAAACUUAAAAUUGCAUUCGUUUACCAAAAAUUCAACUUCAACGACUAAAGUUUUACUUUUUUUAUUGUUUAAAAACUUUGGUUUAGUUCACCUGGAAAAGACACGUUAUUGUGACCUUAUAUGAUGAUAUUGUGGCAACCCAUAACCAACCUGAGAAAUUAUGUUGCCAAUAAACCUCCUGGAGUGACUUUUUUCCUUUGCCUUAUAAGUCUGGCUGUCUCGUUCCUCUUUCUCGGUGUUUACAGCUAUAAUCACAUCCUCCCUAAUCCAGAUGUUGUAAAGGACUGGAACCACCUGCUUUCAUAUAUUGCUCAGUAUCACUUAUGUGAAACAAACAGCACAGGUUUUACCCAACUAAUUUCAACUUCUAAUAAAGAACCAAAAGUUCAAAAAGAAGACUUAACCUAUUCUACAACAGUGGCGGUUUCUGUUGAGCCAAUACAUGCUCGAGUCCCUCUUAUUUUAUCUUCUAAAGGGAGCUCCCAGAGCAUUUCCCUGCACACCAGUUUCUCAGCCAGCCAACUAAAGCUUGAAGGAAAUCAAACGUUUAGUGUAACUAUAGACUUCACUGCUAAUGAGAGUUAUGCUUGCCUUAGUAUAAGAGAGCCAUCUUAUCUACUUUCUAUAAAUCCACAACCACCAGCAUGCCGUGAGAAUGUGAUUAACCAGCAAGCUAUCUAUACUGAAGCAAAGAAAGUGAUGGCACCAGCACAAAAAUGCUUCAGUUUUCAAGCCAUACAUGACCCAACACUUCAAGUUAUGUUGACAAAGGAAGAUCAACUUGUAGCUAUACGACAUCUUUUGGAAGUAGCUCUUGUUUUACUUGGAGUUUGUUUAAUACUUUGUCUAUCUGUGAGCCUCACACAAACCCAGAAUCCACAUCCCCGCUGGAAGGAGCAGGAUCUUCAUCAUGAACCUCUGAUCAAAAACUGAAUGUUCUCUCUCCUGUGUUAUUUCUCACAAAAAUCAUAUAGAACUACUGUAAAUAUGAUCUAUGUGAAUUACUGUCUAACUUGAGUCCUUUAAUGGGAUUAAAUAAAAUGUAUAAAGAUCACCUG
Periophthalmus magnuspinnatus is the source of this 1274-nucleotide messenger RNA. RefSeq lists its product as uncharacterized. The record is from RefSeq and is a predicted model, not a curated record. The transcript is spliced from 7 exons. Lineage: Eukaryota; Metazoa; Chordata; Actinopteri; Gobiiformes; Gobiidae. The coding region runs from base 337 to 1149 and encodes 270 amino acids.